This is a messenger RNA of Mandrillus leucophaeus (drill), 1003 nucleotides long. It is a transcript of the gene CAPSL, whose product is annotated as calcyphosine-like. Lineage: Eukaryota; Metazoa; Chordata; Mammalia; Primates; Cercopithecidae. The transcript is spliced from 5 exons. Gene Ontology annotation, molecular function: calcium ion binding. Bases 128 to 754 code for a protein of 208 amino acids. The record is from RefSeq and is a predicted model, not a curated record.
GAGAAAAGGCAGAACCAGAGUAGAGAUUGACAGUGAGCAGAGCCAAUCAGGCUGUGAGUCUGCAGCAGUAAUCGCAGGCCGUCCAAUUAAUACUAAGAGAGUGGACCAGGGCCUCUGAGGAAGACAGAUGGCAGGGACAGCGCGCCAUGACCGAGAGAUGGCAACCCAGGCCAAGAAAAAGCUCACCACGGCCACCGACCCCAUUGAAAGACUCCGACUGCAGUGCCUGGCCAGGGGCUCUGCUGGGAUCAAAGGACUUGGCAGAGUGUUUAGAAUUAUGGAUGACGAUAACAAUCGAACUCUUGAUUUUAAAGAAUUUAUGAAAGGGUUAAAUGAUUAUGCUGUGGUAAUGGAAAGGGAAGAGGUGGAAGAGCUUUUCCGGAGGUUUGAUAAAGAUGGAAAUGGAACAAUAGACUUCAAUGAAUUUCUUCUCACAUUAAGACCUCCAAUGUCCAGAGCCAGAAAAGAGGUAAUCAUGCAAGCUUUUAGAAAGUUAGACAAGACUGGAGAUGGCGUUAUAACAAUCGAAGACCUUCGUGAGGUGUAUAAUGCAAAACACCAUCCAAAGUACCAGAAUGGGGAAUGGAGUGAGGAACAAGUAUUUAGGAAAUUUCUGGAUAACUUUGAUUCACCCUAUGACAAAGACGGAUUGGUGACCCCCGAAGAGUUCAUGAACUACUAUGCAGGCGUGAGCGCAUCCAUUGACACUGAUGUGUACUUCAUCGUCAUGAUGAGAACCGCCUGGAAGCUUUAAGCAUGUGACCUGGGGACCAGGCCUUGGGACAGCCAUGUGGUUCCAAAUGACUAAACCUCAUUUCAAAAACCAGAAUCAUAUUUGAUUUCACACUCAUCCUAAUGUUUUUUUCUGUGUCAAAAUACUGCAUUUUCUGGGGCCAAAACCAGGCAGAAAUAAAAGACAUCGAGUAGCCAACUGCGAGCUUGCCUUCCCUGAGACUGUUUCCUUUGCUCUAAAAUAGAACUUAAAUAAAAUGAGCUCUGUAAA